GGAGCUGCGCCCCGGGCGCCUGCGCAGAGGAGCACGAAGCCUUGGCGCUCCCACGCUUCUGAGGAGGCAGGUCGUGGCCGAAUCUCCCCUCGCGAGUGGGACAAGAGGUUUGUGCUUCCAGAGUAUGAUGGCAAACCACCUCGUAAAACCUGAUUCUAGAAACUGCAAGAGGUCAAGAGAAUUGGAGCCUCUGGUGUCAGAUAGUUCACAGGUACCCUCUCUUGGAAAAUCGGAUUCUUCUUUCUCUGAAUGUUCUGGACUCCUUUAUAAAGAGGAAACCCUGGAGAAGGAUUUGAGUGAUAUGAGCAAGGAAAUUAAUCUGAUGUUGUCUACAUAUGCAAAGCUUUUGAGUGAGAGAGCAGCAGUAGAUGCAUCUUACAUUGACGAGCUAGAUGGACUCUUCAAAGAAGCCAAUAGUAUUGAAAACUUUCUGGAGCAAAAAAGAGAGUUCGUGAAGCAGAGGUUCACACUGAUUACCAACACCCUGCACAAGUAAAGUGUCUAUACCAACUGAAAGUCCAUUCCUAUUAUUGCUGUAGUCUACUUGUUAAAGAAAAUACAUGUAGUGAACUGUAACUUUUUCUAAUUUAAAGGAGGGGGUUAACAUGAACAGUAAUAUGAAGUUUGUAAUCGUUCUUUUGAGGGUCAACUAUUUGGCACAUUAUAUAAAAAUGUAAAUUAAAAAUUAUAUAUGUGUUCUUUUUUUCUCCUUUACUCUUAAAUUGCUUAAUCCUUCUUAAACUGUGAAAGAGGACUCUGUUAAUUUGAUUAUGUCUAACAGUAUUUGUUUAAAUAGCAGCUAAUUUUGGAGAUAGUUUUAAAUGUUUUUCUUGUUAGUAUUAUAAAAGAACAUUAAACAUUAAAAGUAAUUUGUCCAGUUUUUCAACAUAUAAUAAAAUAUAACUGUGCUACUGCUAUUUAAUAUUACCAUUUAAUUAUUUUUACUUUUAACCAUUAUAUUUGACUAAUAAAAAUUUGGCUUAAAACAUUUUAAUGUGAUAAAAGUAGUAAAAUAAAAAUUGAAAAUUACUAUAACCUGGCUAUUUCUUUAUUUUUCAAGUGUCAUGCUCUAUGGAACCCAGAUGAAUUCAUGGUACAUCUGCCUUAACCUUACUAGUAUCAACACUAAGGUUAUGUACCACCAAGUCUGGCUGUCCAAGCGGCUUUUUACUUAUUAGCCACGUUGAUUUGUGAAGUUGAUAAAUUAUAUUUAGAAGCCUUAGCUGUAGGGUGGAUUAGAUGGAAAUUAGUAGUAUGGAACUUAGGAGGUCAUCUUAAACAUGGCUUUGGCAGGCCCUUUCAAUCCUAUGAUAAUGUGAAAUUGAAUUUGGUCUAGAGGAUCUCUUAUCAGACCAAAUAGUUCCUCUUUUGAUACAAAUAAAGUACUACUAUGAUUUUAUUCAAAAAGAGCUAUGUAAUGUAUAACUACAUUAGUUGGAUCAAAAAAAAAUCUCAAUCUCCACCUUCAAUCAUGUUGACAAUUUGGUCUUCUGUAUGUGUAUUUUCCAAUAUAAGCAAUUAGAAAUUAGGUACAUUUGCAUAGGGCACUAUAAGGAAUUUGUAUUCUUAAACUAGACAGAAUCUUUGCUGCCUGUAAACUUUAAAAUAAAAUUUUAUUUCAUCAAGUUUCUUUUUUGUUUGUUUGAGUCAGGAUCUAUGUAAUCCUGGCUGGCCUAGAACUCACUAUGCAGACCAGUCUGCCUUGAACUCUAGCUGCCCCUGCCUCCAGAGUGUUGUAAUUAAAAGAGAAAGGAAAGAAAGAAAAGGAAUGGGGUGCUUAUUCCUGUCUUGGUAUUUUUGCUUCCUAGUAGUGUUUGCUACUUAGAGUCUCAAAGAUACUUGUCAAAGUAAUAAAAUCAUGUAUGGUUAUAUAUAUUCACGGUGUCCUGUCUGUGCUUUAUUGUGAGAGAAUGCUUUUCAUAAGAUUAAUGAAUAUAGAAGAAAAGGGAUGAAAUGAAAGGGAGAAGGGUGAGCUGUUGCCUAUUGGUCUAAAUUUGAACUUUAUUCUGUGUUUGAAUCAUUCAGAAGGAGAGAAGUUGUGUAAUGAACCCCUGAAUCCAAGUUCCAUGGACU
Molecule: messenger RNA, 2073 nt
Organism: Peromyscus californicus insignis
Lineage: Eukaryota; Metazoa; Chordata; Mammalia; Rodentia; Cricetidae
Gene: Tex12
Product: testis expressed 12
Exons: 5
Coding region: 125-496 (123 amino acids)
Biological process (GO): synaptonemal complex assembly
Cellular component (GO): central element
Source: RefSeq, a predicted model, not a curated record